CACUGCUUCCCAGCAUGUUGGCUUGAUAAAGGGCUUGAACACUGCUUCACAGCGCGAUGCCCAUGUGAAAAUGGCCUAGUGAGCUUCUUUCUUCGGGAGAUACAAGUAUGACCUCAUGGAUCCUCCUUCUCGGUAUCGUCAUCAUCCCUCUAAUCUUUUUAAGGCGGUGGCUUUCUCUUCGACAUGACCUUCAGUCCGCUGCUAGACUAGGAGCACGUCCCAUACCGGUUGUCAAAGGGAAAUGGCCUCUGAACUUCGAUGUGGUGCUCUCCUGGACGAGAUGGAGCCAAGAUGAGGUAGGGAGGAUGUUGUUCGAGCUUGAGAAAAAGUACGGGACUACAUUCAAUACUCGUACGCUUGGUGAAGAUCAGAUCAUCUCAAGUGAUCCGAUUGUUCUGCGUCAUGUCUUUAUGACUGGAUUCGACAAUUUUGUCAAGGGACCAAAGUUUCACACCCGUACGAGAGGUUAUCUGGGGGACGGAAUCUUCAACACCGACGGGUCGACCUGGCACUCACAUCGGACCACCUUACGUCCAUUCUUUCGUGCCGAACGUAUCCGACCUGAACUCUUCGAACCGAUCAUCGACAAAUUCCUUCUUUCCCUGCCUACUGCUGCGUCUCUGACGCCUGACCACCCCGUACCUCACAAGGAUAUCAUCACAGCAUCUCCUCCAUUCACGAUGCCGAAUGAACACUCCGCAUCACUUGCUGACUCUAAGACGACGUUCAAUGGUAACACAACGAAAGCAUUCGACAUGCAAGCUCUCCUUGGUCGAUUGACACUCCAAAUCGCUCUUCUUUGGUUGACAGGCGAAGACAUUUCUUCCAACCUGAGCGAUAAUGAUAAUUCAAGUGUACUCCCCCGUGCACCUGAAUGGAGACAAGCUCUUUCCGAACUCCCCACAGCUCUGAAACAAGCUCAAGAAAUCGUCGCUUUCCGUCUAAAAAUCGGUUGGCCCUGGCGUCUUCUUGAACUAGGUCGUUCGCCCCUUCGUAAACCUAUGAAGACCGUCCACGCAUUUUUCAGGCCGUUGAUAGAUGAAGCCUAUCUUCGUCAGAGUGGAACGAGUCUUCUCGAUGCUUUGGUCCACCAAGAAGGGAUGAGUAAGGAAAAGGUACAAGAUCAAUUGAUAAAUGUGUUAUUAGCCGCAAGGGAUACUACAACUGUACUUCUUACUUGUUGCACAUAUCUGUCACUUCUUCAACCUCAUCUUCAAGAUGUUCUUUGCGAAGAAAUACGACAAUAUGACAAAAGACAUUCUUUCGAUCAUUCUCAAGAUGAGGAUUCAGAAUACAAGAAUGAACACGACACGGGUGAUAACCAAGGAUCUACGAGACAUCUGGACUAUUCGGAAAAUCACGAGAGUGAAAUGGGCUACUCACGGGAAGGAUAUGUGGAAGAGGUGAAAAUGACACGAACAGCUCUCAAAGAAUUAACGAAAUGUCGAGCAUUUAUCGAUGAAACCUUACGUCUUUUUCCACCUGUACCAAUAAAUGUUAGAAGAGCAGUCAACGAUUGUGUUAUUCCUACUAGUCAAGGUCCAAUGUUUAUGAAAGGAGGAACUACCAUAAUUUUAUGUCCUUUACUCAUGCAACGAUCUUCGGAUUAUUGGGAAGAUCCGUUGGACUUCAAAUUGGAUAGAUGGGCGAGACCGGAAGAAACCAAUCCAUCCUCUGUUCAGAACCCAGCUUCCAAACCGACCCAUAUGCAGCGAGACGUGGUAGAGAAACAAUCCAAAAAUCAGAGAAAGGAAACGGACGGAAAUGUGAAUAGGGAGAAAAGACAGAAAGAAGAGCAAAGUUAUAUGCCAUGGAAUGUGGGACCUAGGACAUGUUUAGGACAAAAUAUGGCUAUAGCUGUAUCGAUGACUUUUCUGGUCAAGUGGAUCAGAUACCUUCAUAGGAUGAAAGAAGAGGGAGUGGAGCUAGUUUUGGCUGAGUCUCCGACUGCUCUGAGGACAGGGAAAGGAGGCGAGGAUGAUGGCGAUGGGAAGAUACCUGGAUGGUGGUUCAUCCAUGGGGCUGGGAGGUUGCGGGAUGGAAGGGAUAAAGUAUGGAUGACAAGUAAUAUGACACUCAAUGUCAAGGUGAGCUCCUCUGCCUCGCCUCCUUAUUUCCUCUGA
Molecule: messenger RNA, 2123 nt
Organism: Tremella mesenterica DSM 1558
Lineage: Eukaryota; Fungi; Basidiomycota; Tremellomycetes; Tremellales; Tremellaceae
Exons: 5
Coding region: 108-2123 (671 amino acids)
Molecular function (GO): heme binding; iron ion binding; monooxygenase activity
Source: RefSeq, a predicted model, not a curated record